Messenger RNA from Rubroshorea leprosula, 1450 nucleotides. NCBI's taxonomy places the organism in Eukaryota, Viridiplantae, Streptophyta, Magnoliopsida, Malvales, Dipterocarpaceae. The record is from the annotation of a GenBank genome assembly.
AAGUAGAAAAAAAAAAGGAAGAAAAAGAAGAAGGAGACGGGAGGCAGAAAGAGAGGAAGAAAGGAAAAGAAAGAGAGGAAGAAGAGGAAAUGAGGAAACGGAAGAGAAGUGGUGAUAUAUAUAAGACUUAUACGGACCGAAAUCGGUCCGUAUAAUCCUCAUUGGCACGCCACACCAAAAAAUUUCAAUUUUUCCGCGAAAAUUUUUGGCGCAUUAAUCAUAUUCAGACCGAAAUCGGUUUGAAUAUAAAUAAAUUAGCGCAGAAUCAAUAAGAUUCAAAUUAACAGCAAAAAUUUGGCGCAUGAAUUAAUUACGGACCGAUUUCGGUCCGAAUAUAUUCACCAAUUUUGGUCCGAAUAUAGUAGAAAAAAUCUAGAAACUUUUUCCAGUGCACAUUUUUAUUCUUUUCAUUUAAGGACAUUACCAUCUUCUCGUGUUCUAAAUCCAUUCCUGCGAAAACCAAUUGCAUGUACAUCGACCCUAUAGUCCCUUGGAACCACAAAACCAUCGAUUGUCUAGCUGAAAUUAUCUUACGAUACUACGGAUUCUCAUGCCUGGAGAAAAUUGCCUUUUUAUUGCUAGUUAAAUCGCCUUCGAAGAUCAAGUGUUUUCUGAAGUUCAACAACAACAGGUUAGUUAAGAGGAUGCAACAGAGGCCAUAAACCGGUAAGUAUACUCCUUGUUCUUUAUCAUAUUUUUGUUUCUCUAUUUGUUAGUUUCAAGUCCAUUGCUGCAUUUGAUUGAGAUUAAUACGUGUCAAUACCAGUUUUUGCCACUUAUUAUUUUUAUUUUUUGUCAUAACGCUACUGUCAUGUCUUUUUUUGUUUCAUAAUGGCCUUCGGUUGCUGCAUUUGUUUAAGAAUAUAUGUUAAUACCAGUUUUCUCCACUUAUUAUUUUUAUUUUUUGUCAUGACCUUGCUGCCAUGUCUUUUUUUGUUUCGUAAUGGCCUUCGGUUGCUUCACUGGCCGGAGCAAAAUUUAAGGUUCUGCUCUUGUCAGCGAAGCAACUUACCAAAGCAGAAAUUUAAUUUUUGAAACAAUUAUUAAGCAAUUUUUAUAUUACGUGUUCAUUGUCGGUAAAAGUAAAAUUUUUGCAAAAUCAUCUUUUAAUGCUCUUGCAAGUGUCACUUUAAUUUGUAUUUAUCAGUUUUUUAAUUCAAACUCAUAUUAUGACCCAAAAAAAGAUAUGGUAAAGUAUUGGGCUUCUCUUGUGGUUGGUUUCGGUGAAUAAUGGAGUAAUUUAAUAAAUUAAACAAAUCACAGCAAGUAAAAACGAAUAAGUAAUUCCAUUACAAGUUUAAAGGGUACAUUUGUAAAUUUAAAAUUAAUUUAAAUCAUUCCCUUCCUUCUCUUCUUUUUACUUUAAUUAUCCAAACAUAAAAUAAUACAAUCCUUCCCUUCCCUUUCCUUUUUUCAUUUUUAUUUAUCCAAAUAAAAUUAACACAAAUCA